Molecule: messenger RNA, 1683 nt
Organism: Seminavis robusta
Lineage: Eukaryota; Bacillariophyta; Bacillariophyceae; Naviculales; Naviculaceae
Source: the annotation of a GenBank genome assembly
AUGGCGUUCUCCUUUUCAGAUGAAGCUUUGGGGGUGCCUACCCUGGCAAUCGUUUUGCUACCCAUCGGUCUUUACAUGCUGUGGAAUCACUACCGCACACUAUUGGAAGCCAAGAAACCCUUCCCAGAUUUGCCCAUGCCUCCCCAAAGUCACUGGUUUUUUGGCCACGUCAAGAUGCUGUUUGACGCAAAUAAAUUUCCGCAGAACCUAUACACCGUCAAUCGAGAUAGUGCCAACAAAGACGGGCUCGUCGGAUAUUGGUUUGGCAACAAGAAAGUCAUUGGUGUGUUGAAAGUGGAAGAUGCGCGCAAGGUUUUCCUCCGAGAAUCCAAUCGAGAAACUAUUCCUGUUGUAGCCAGGUAUAUUUCCUUCAUCCUUGGUGAAAAGAGCUUGAUUCGACUGAACGGAAGGGAAUGGAGAAUCCACAGGGACGCCAUCGCGAGGACCUUUGUGCCUUCCUUCUUGUUGCACUCGCAAAAAGACGUCUUUCAAGUCGCCCAAGAUCUCACUCAGGCUAUCAUUAAAAGGAUUGAUGAGACAGAGAACAAAGUCUGGCAAGUUGAUAAUAUCCACCCACUCAUGAAAAUGGUCACCAUGGAUGUAAUUGGGAAAGCUGGUUUUGGUGUUGACUUUGACUGCUGCAAGAAUUUGCAAUCAUCACCAGUGGUGAAGGCUUUUGAUUUGCUUACGGAAGACCUGACAAUACGCAUGAAAAGCCCUGUCCUUCCUUGGAAUCUGUUUCCCAACAUAUUUCCCACCAAGCAGAACAAACUGCACCUGGAAAACUGCGGGAUCCUACGUGGCUUUGUUGGUGAGCUACUUACCAAAGCCCAAAAGGAAUAUAUUGCCAACGAGAAUGGUGAAGCUGCCUCUACCAAUGGCAAUUCCAAACACCAGAAUCUCGUGGAAAGGCUGACUGCUGUGCAUGAAAUCAACAAGGCCAAGGGGCAUGAUGAUGCCAAAGCUCUUGACGAUGCCCUUUCCGAUGUCAUGAUGACACUUCUGUUUGCCUCGUACGACACAACCAGCACAACACUUACAAUGGUGCUCCACUCGCUGAGUAUUUAUCCCGACAUUCAAAAUAAUUGCUUGGAAGAAGUACAGUCCUUACUCAAGAAUGGAUCUGACUUGUCCAAUGCGGAUGAACUCUGCUAUUGCAUGGGGGUCAUCAAAGAGGCUCUGCGACUAUACCCGGCAGCGUUUACUGUCGCUCGGACGCUUACAAAGCCUCUUCAGCUGGCGAGUGGCUAUGUUGCCCAGGUUGGCACUCACAUGAACGUACCCAUCUUUGUCAUGCAAAGAGAUGAAUCCAUCUUUCCCAAGGGAGAUGAAUUCCAUCCAGAGCGUUGGGCUCAGCGAGUGUCAAGUACUAGUAGUUCCUCUGCUAACAAUGGUCAACUGUGGGAGGAACGAGCAUACAAGGUGGAUGCGGAACCUUCGAAGGGAAGCAUUCCUGCGGGCAAUCCAGAUGCCUUUUUUGCUUUUUCAGCUGGAGGACGAUCCUGUCCUGGUGCAAAAUUUGCCUUGCAGGAGGCGGUCAUUGUCUUGGCCAAUGUAUUGAAACAUCUAAAAGUUCUCCCCGUCCCAGACUUCAAGUUGGAAUUGCGACUGCAGGGUAUUUUGCCAUACCCAAAGGAUGGGGUUCCACUUCGCAUUGAGAAGCGACAGUCACUUGAUAUGUAA